This is a messenger RNA of Mya arenaria, 1155 nucleotides long. RefSeq lists its product as uncharacterized. The coding region runs from base 39 to 827 and encodes 262 amino acids. NCBI's taxonomy places the organism in Eukaryota, Metazoa, Mollusca, Bivalvia, Myida, Myidae. Gene Ontology annotation, molecular function: protein binding. The transcript has 2 exons. The record is from RefSeq and is a predicted model, not a curated record.
CCUGUCAACAGUAACAUCCAGUGAAUGCUCGUUAGAGAAUGACUGGACUACUUCAGCUGUUGUUACUGGUCAGCAUGACCGUGGCCUCCGAGCCAUCGUGUCCAGCAUGCUCCAAAUACGACUACGAGGAAAAGGUGCUCGAGAGAAUGAUCCGCAUGGAGUUCGCUUUUGAGAAAGUGUUAAAGGAAAACAAGGCUGUAAGCAAAACUGUUGAGCAAGACCUAAUGCUGAUCAAGGAGGAAAACGAACGUUUGCACGCGACAGUUGAUGCCCUAAAGGAUCAACAGGAGCAAGCGGAACGUAAACUGGUUUCGCUUAUGGAGGAAGUUGAGAGAAACCAGUCCAGCACACUGGAGAAGAUAGUUUCCGAUUCUAACAAUACGUUAGAACAAACUAUUGCCGCCUUCAAUGAUAUAAAAGACCAAAUCGCUACUCAACUGGUGUACUUCCACGCCCGCUCUCCAAAGACCAGCAGCCUGUCCACAGGUGAGGUGAUAGUGUACACGGCAGUGGAGACCAACAAGGGCAACGGCUACAGCACCACCACGGGCAAGUUCACCGCUCCCGUACGGGGACUCUACUUGUUCUUCAUGCACACGUGUACGCCUACAAAUAAAUAUACUUAUCUCCAGAUAUUGAAGGAAGGUUCAGUCCUAAUUGCAAGUGAAUAUUAUGCCAAAGCCACUUCUACCUGUUCCAGUAGUCAGGCAUUUGUUCAGCUUGAUGCCGGAGAAACCGUAUGGGUACAAUGUUCCACUAGUUCACACCUAUAUGAGGGUCUUCCUUACCGUUGGACCAGUUUUGGUGGUGCUCUCAUUCACAACUAACGUUCUUAUGUCAUCAUACUUGGAAAAGCCAGUAUGUCAGUGAUUAUUUAAUUAUCUUAAAAAAAUUAAAUAGGAUGAUUACGUUAUUGUUUUUUGUUACCAUAUACGGGUUGUUAACAAUUAUAAGAUAUGUCUUUGUAAACCGCCUGUAUGAUAUGUCAAGUAUAUAAAACGGAGGACACGUAUGUUAAAAUGAGAAUGGUUUUGUAUUUUAACUAAGAAAGCACUAUGUUGACAUUAUGUAUUAUUUUAAUAUUUCUUAUUUAAUCAGUAAUGCAUUGUUGACCAUCAAUCCGUUGUUUUGAAACCGUUCUGUCCUGAUAAAACC